GGGGUCAAAUAUGCAGGCUGAGUGCAGGGCAUUAUUGGAUGGUCUGAGGAUGAUGUUUGUGCAUCAUGAUUUGGAGGAGUCACAACUGUUGAUUGAAUCAGACUCUUAGGUUUUGGUCCAAAUGGUUUUGGACAAGGCAGUUGUUCCUUGGAGAUUGCAAGGAUUCAUGGAGCAGAUUUGGAGAUUACUUGGUGGGUUGAAUUUUCAGCUGAGGCAUGUAUAUAGAGAGGCCAAUAUGAUUGCAGAUUUUUUGGCCUCUCUUGCUGUUCAAACUCAAGUAUGUACUGAGUUCUCUUCUCAAAGCAGUCUACCUCUGUCUGGCAGAAUGCUCAUUCAUCAGGAUCAAUCUGGAAUGCCUACUGCAAGGAAAAGAAACAUGGUGAUUUGUGAUCAAGGCAAGGAGUUGGAUGAUGUAGGAGGGAUUUUACUUGAUUUCAGACUGGGCAGUUUUCCUGACCGUUAA
Molecule: messenger RNA, 463 nt
Organism: Ilex paraguariensis (yerba mate)
Lineage: Eukaryota; Viridiplantae; Streptophyta; Magnoliopsida; Aquifoliales; Aquifoliaceae
Source: the annotation of a GenBank genome assembly